GGAUACCAUGUGUGUAGGGUUCAGUAGCGCUACUGAAAUCACCUACCGACCGAGAACCCCCCAUUUCAUGCACCAUUUGACAACACCGGGAACCCCCCAUUUCAUGCACCAUUUGACAACAUUAUGUGCACCGUGAUGAUUCUGUUUGUGGACAUGAAUGACACUUGACAGGCUAUACAUCCUCACAACUUACUUUGUACAUAUACUUUCUUGAGUCGGUGACUGGAUGGAAGUCAGUUUGCCAUAAAGUCAAGAAUGGCUUCCUUGCCGUCCACUCCUACGUCAGUUGGCUCCGCUUCCCCCUUCAGGAACGGAGGCUUACAGCGACAGGUGUCAUCUCCCAAUCACAUCAACCACUCCUCACACCCUGCGACUCUCCUGGAACAACUGAACUCGCUACGCAAGGAGGAACAGUUGACGGACAUUUGCCUGCAGAGUGACGAUGGACGCCGAUUCCACUGUCACCGCGUUGUCCUGGCGGCCGCGUGCCCCUACUUCAGUGCCAUGUUUACCAGUCACAUGGGGGAGACCCACACUGAUCAGAUCACCCUCCAUGAAAUAGCUGGAGCUAUCCUGGGCCAGUUCAUCGACUACUGCUACACCGGUUCCUUACUCCUCACGGACGACACAGUAAACGCAGUGGCCGAAGCGGCCAACUUCUUCCAAUUCACGGCCAUAGAGGAGGAAUGCGUGCGAUUUCUGCAGACUCGCUUGAAUGCCAUGAACAGUCUGGAGACCGAGCAGGUCGCCAACCGGCUCUUCAACCGGCAGCUCAGCGCACAGGCUCGCGGCUACUCGGUCGGCAACUUCGCCGACGUUGCCUUCACCCAGGAUUUCUUGGACUUUACCCGGGAGCAGAUUGAGGACUUCAUCUCCAAGGACGUGGGCGUGGACUCGGAGGAGGAGGUGUACGAAGCCGUCAUGCGCUGGGUGUAUCACGACAUCGAGGAGAGAAAGAGCGCCCUCACUUCAAUGUUCGAGAAACUUCUCUUUGAAGUGAUGCCAGAAGCGUACGUGUUGCAGAUUGCAGCUGGUGAACCAUUGGUGCAGGAAUUUGACGACUGCCUGAGGAUUGUCAAGAAGGCACGCUCCUUUCACGGACCUAAGGGCACCUCGAUAUCUCGGAGCAUCGGCAGUACCUCCAGUGAGCUCCAAUCCAGGGCUCAGUCCAUGCGAACCUACUCCGAACUCAUGAUCUUGAUAGGGGAUCUAGAAUUCCGCUACCGCGUGGACGGCUCCGACCAGAAAGCCACCAACAUGCUGACGUACGACCCCAAGCAUCAGAGGUGGGAGGAGUUACCGGAGUCCCCCUUCGGGUGUGGCAGCACGGAAUUCGUGACCACCGCCGCCGUUGUCAACAACGACAUCAUCGUGGUCACAAACCAGCACCGAGCCUGGCUGUACCUUACCGGUCAGCGCAAGUGGUCACUACUGACCAACCAGAUGGAGGGUCGUAACGGCGGUUGUCUGGUGGCGCUGGAUAACGAGGCCUUUAUUCUGGGCGGUCUGAAGCCUGUGGAUACCACUCGCGUGAGAAGCGUGCAGCGUUUCAACCAGAUCACCAAGCAAUGGGUAGACGUGGCGCCUAUGAAUGAAGGGAUUAUCCACACCACUGCAGCAGCUUGCCUGGGCAAGAUCUACGUUCUCGGGGGUACGUCCGGCUCCCGUUACGUCUCCGAGAUGUUCUGCUACAGUCCUCUCUUGGAAAACUGGGUCGGGUGUGAACCACUGCCGUCGCGACUCAUGCGCCCUAAUAUGGUCGCUUUGGCUGGUAGCCUGUAUGUCCUCGGCAACCAGAAUGACUUCACUAUGGCCAUGUACCGGUUUGACGUCAGAAACCAGCUGUGGGCGGCGACAGACGCACCUAUGAUCUCAAGACAUUGUGCAUCGGUUGCAGCCUGCAACAACAAGCUGUUCCUUAUCGGAGGGAAAGUGUGCAGCAGUGAUUACAGCGAAACUGAUGAGUUUACCAUCGAGUGUUUCGACCCAGACAGCGAGAUUUGGAGUAUCCAUGGAGAAGCACAUUGGGUCCUGAAUGGUCACCAGACAAUUACAGUCUUGAACCCAGCCUUCUCUCCAGCACGGUACCUUGGCCCAAAACAACAUUGAAUGACAUUCAGACAGUCUGGAAACCAGACGUCUCCCCAGCAUGGUACCUUGACUCAAAAUGACACUAAAUAACAGUCAGUCUGGAAACCAGACUUCUCUCCAGCAUGGUACCUCGGCCCAUGACAACAUCCGGUAACAAUCAGACAGUCUGGAAGCCAGACUUCUCUCUAGCAUGAUACCUCAGCCCGUUAUGUUGGGUAACUUUCAGACAGUCGGGAAGCCAGACUUUUGUUAAUAAGCAUGAUACCCGGUACCUAGACCCAAAUGAAACUUAAUAACAUUUGGACAGUCUGGGAAACCAGAUUUCUCUCCAGCAUGAUACCUCAGCCUGUGACACUGGGUAACAUUCAGACAGUCGGGAAGCCAGACUUUUGUAAAUUAGCAUGAUACCUACCCCCAAAUAACACUGAAUCACAUUUGGACAGUCUGGAAGCCAGAUUUCUCUCCAGCAUUAUACCUCAGCCCAUGACGUUGGGUAAAAUUCAAAUAGUCGGGAAGCCAGACUUUUCUGUAGCAUGAUACCUAGACCCAAAAUGACGCUGAAUAAUAAUCAGACAGUCUGGAAGCCAGACUGCUCUCCAGCAUGAUACCCCAGCCAAUGACGGUAUUGGGUAACAUUCACAGUUGAGAAGCCAGACUUCUCUUUAACAUGAAUUCGGCCUUCUUUCUUCUUUUUCAACGGGUCUGCACAAUACCAAAAAACAUGUGAUUUGAUCUGCAAUUACUUUUGCAUUGACUUCAGGGCCAUGCAAAGUCUGAGGCAUUAUGUACAUGAAUACGUGUAGUACAUGUAUUUUACAGUGUAUUACGAAAGAUUAUCUGUUUAAAAGUUUAUCUUUGCUUAAAUAAAGCAAACUUAUACAUUUUAACUUACAUUUCUUUUAUAAUAGAGGUGGACAACUUGGUGAAUGAUUGUAUUUGUUGUAUUGAAUUCAUCAGCCAAAUAUUUUGUUACCUUGAGUUUUUACAAUGUAGUAGUCUAGUUCACCACAAGUCCGGUCACUAGUAAAUCACAAGUCCAUGCACAAGUAAGACGGGAUAACCAGGAGCAAAGGAAUGCCUUUGUUGUUGUUUAUUUGAAUAAUUUGUGACUUGGCUUGGUGCUGGGUGACUUGUGAUAGCCUUGUGAUGGACUUGGUUGCAACACUGAUCAUUCAUAUGAUUUACUUUAAAAGCCAUGCUUGUUUUUUGGGGUUGAAAGUCUCUAUUGGGUUCAGGGCUGUCCUGAAUAUACGGAAUAUUCGAUCAUGAAACGAUUAUUCGAAUAGCUUUUUACCGGUUGGAAUAUUCGAGAAAAAAACCCCUGAGUAUGCACGUACACGACUGUGAUGUUAGUUUAAUCGUAAACUUACAGUGCUUUAUCGUCAGACGCCACUGUUUGUCGACGGCGAUUGCAAAUGUUUUUGUCGACGGCGGUUCGUUGUUCAUCCUUUUAGCAGGUUAAAGCCCUGGACGGUUAAAAAAUACUUACUGCAAAACCUCCCAGCAGCCCAUAACAUAGAAUGCCGCGCGCAAAUUUUACCCGGCGCACUUUGCGAAAAUUGCGUAAAACGUGACGGGGGCGGUACGCAGUUGCAGCUUGUGUGUGUAACUUGAUCGGCGAGUUUUGAAUAUUCGAAUAUUCGGUCAAAUGCUGUUUCGAAUAAUCGAAUACUAAAUUAUUUGAAUAUGGACAGCCCUAAUUUGGUUUGAACAUUGAAGGACUUUAAGACACGUUUUUCUUUCUGGAACCAGAUACAAAAGCCACAGCUAAGACUCACCCCCUGAUUUCAGAAAUGGCUCAAUGAACAACAUGUACAUGCGCAUGUAGCUAGUUAAUGCACAUCCUCACAAUUAUUUUGGGCAGACACAGAUAUAUAUAUUUUUUUGCAGAUAUAUUAUACAAUGCCCAUAUUGGUAACCUCAUUGAACAAAUGUAGAUUUGUUUUCCGCGAUGCCAGUUUAUAUAUAUUAUAUUUUUUAAACUUUAAUACUAUGGUAGUAAAUGUUUCAUACAAUGGAGUGUAACAGCCUUGUAUUUUUUUUAAAUGUCAUUUACUUUACAUUGGUAAACAUAAAAUGAUACAAGUAUUAUAUGCCAGUAAACUUUAUUGUAUUAAAGUUGUGAGUAUAAAAUAAUCAUAACAAUAUGCAGGUUCUUCACAUAAAAUUGCUUUUUAUUGCAAACUUUGUAUUUUUUUAUUGCACGCAAAAAGUAUUUGUACAAUGUAUUAUACAUUUUUCUUGUAACUGCUGUAUUAAUUCAGGUAUUUUUAAAAGUUGCUUUGUAAAAUGCUGGUAGUUUGUUAGCGAAAAAUAUGAAUAUGUAUGCAUAUAUAUGUACAUGUACUGUACACCAAAUCACUCAAAAUGUUCCAACAAUGAGAUCUGACUUGGGUCAAGUUUUCAACAGAGUGUGUUGGAGUAUUAAAAAAACCCAUUCUUGAGUGACUCACGAACAGUGUUCUCGGCUUGCCGAUGACGAACGCCCAAGUGCAGCUGGGCGAAAAUUCAAGAUUAAAACGCCGAA
This is a messenger RNA of Patiria miniata (bat star), 4618 nucleotides long. RefSeq names its product kelch-like protein 30. Gene Ontology annotation, molecular function: protein binding. NCBI's taxonomy places the organism in Eukaryota, Metazoa, Echinodermata, Asteroidea, Valvatida, Asterinidae. The coding region runs from base 256 to 2109 and encodes 617 amino acids. The record is from RefSeq and is a predicted model, not a curated record. The transcript is spliced from 3 exons.